AGGUUUGUUUUCCUCUAGCUACUCUCCAGUUUGCUCCCAGCAGCAUUAAUAGAACAUAGAUCACUGUUCAACUAGGCUGCAGAGUUCCUAUUUUGACAGAUAAUUCAACCAGUGUGACCAGUGGGUUUCUUUAAAUGAAUGAAUAUGAAACUGCCUUAAAUACAGAUGUGAAGGACAGUAUGUUUUAAAUUCUCACUCAAAAUAUGCACUGCUCUUUUUGAACGUCUCAAUAUAAUAUUAUUAUUUAAUGAAAGGAAUGAAAAAUACAUUUGUGUGCAACAACAACUGCGUUUCCCUCCAGUCAGCAGACGGCGAUGUGCGUCUUUCAGGCGAUGCUGCAGCGUGACGUAUAAUCUAGUGGACGGAACACUUCUUCAACAACAUCUAGUCAGCCACCUCGGUAGCCAACAGCCGAAACAUUUAGACUGUUUCUGUGCAUAUUUGCCUCUGUUUUUUAAAUAUACUUCUGACAUCUAGUUAAUUUCCCCCAUUUAAAUGUUAUAGGUACAUUGUUAGUCAACUAGCUGGCUUGAUAAAUUAGCCUAGCACUAAACUAGUCGCUCAUGCUAACUAGCUAGCUAGCUAACAUCCCCGAACAUGAGCUCCCUAAACUACUCCCCUCCUGUUAAAGAAGAGGAGGUCUGCUGGACGGAGAAAGAAGCUCUGGGGCUGAACAUUGUCGUGAAAGAGGAGAAGGAAGAGGAGGAUGUCACAGUAAAACAAGAAGUAGAGGGUGAAGCUGUUACAGUGAAAGAAGAAGAGAAAGACGUUUCAGUGAAAGAAGAAGAUGCGUUCAGAGUGAAAGAGGAGGAGGAUGUUACAGUAAAAGAAGAGGAAGAGGUGAAAGAGGAGGAUGUAGUUUUUGAAGUGAAGGAGGGGAAACAGGGAGAGAGAACUGUCAUAUUGACAGAGGAGUCAGGAGAUCUGAUUACCACCAGAGAGGGACCAGACUCUCACUCUGACAGCAGGGAGACUCCUUCAGGGGAACCAGACCCAGAGACGCCCAAACCAGCGAGACAACACCACUGUUCCCAGUGUGGAAAGAGUUUUAAGUGGUUAAGGAACCUGAAAGUACAUGAGAGAACGCAUACAGGAGAAAACCCUUACGAAUGCUCCCACUGUGGAAAGAGUUUUACCAAGUUAGGGAACCUAAAAGAGCAUGAGAGGACACACACAAGAGAAAAGAGUUUCCAAUGUUCCCAGUGUGGAAAGAGGUUUACCCAGUUACGGUACCUGAAACAACAUGAAGAAAUACACACAGAAGAUAGGAAGACCUACCACUGCUCUCAGUGUGGAAAGAUAUUUACUGGGUUAGGGAACCUGAAAAUACAUAUGAGAAGACACUCUGGAGAGAAGCCGUACCACUGUUCCCACGGUGUAAAGAGUUUUACUCAGUUAGGGAGCCUGAAACCACAUGAGAGGGGACACACUGGAGAGAAGCCUUAUCACUGUUCCCACUGUGGAAGGAAUUUUAGGUGGUAUGCGAGCCUGAAGGAGCAUGAGAGAAUACACACAGGAGAAAAGCCUUACCACUGUUCCAAUAGUGAAAAUAGUUUUACCCAUCGAGGGAGCCUGAAAGCGCAUGAGAGAAUACACUCAGGAGAAAAGCCUUACAAAUGUUCCCGAUGUGAAAAGAGUUUUACCCGGUUAGGGAGCUUGAAAAAGCAUGAGAGAACACACACAGGAGAAAAGCCUUUCCAACAUACUAAUACACAGGAGGAGAAGACAUACCACUGCUCUCAUUGUGAAAAUACAUUUUCCCAGUCAGAGGACCUGAAAUCACACGAGAGAAUAGAGAGGCUGUGUUCUGACUUAUGUUUUUGAUUGAGAAAUUGUGUUUUUGUUCAUUCUACAUUAAAUCAUAUUGUAUGAAUGAAAUCAUACUGAAAAAUAGGUCUACAUGUUUUUCCCAGCUCAAGACAUGAUCAUGUCGAAAAUCGGAUUAAAAGAGUAAAAAAAAAAUGUUUUGAUUAUGAACUUAAGAUUGAUUGAAUGCAGGUGUAAACCCCUAAAUGUUGUUCACUAUAUCAUUGGGAUAUUUCAAACAUGUUAAUUAUUAAAUAGAUUGAUAUUAGUAUUUCUUCAUUCAGAUUGUCAUUGUAAAUGCGUAUUGGUUCUCAAUUGACAUAUCUGAUUAAAUAAAUGUGAAAUAAAGUAAAUGCCAUAUUA
Salmo salar (Atlantic salmon) is the source of this 2169-nucleotide messenger RNA. The record is from RefSeq and is a predicted model, not a curated record. Lineage: Eukaryota; Metazoa; Chordata; Actinopteri; Salmoniformes; Salmonidae.